Eleginops maclovinus (Patagonian blennie) is the source of this 4067-nucleotide messenger RNA. It is a transcript of the gene chrnb2, whose product is annotated as cholinergic receptor, nicotinic, beta 2. Bases 233 to 1861 code for a protein of 542 amino acids. The transcript has 6 exons. NCBI's taxonomy places the organism in Eukaryota, Metazoa, Chordata, Actinopteri, Perciformes, Eleginopidae. Gene Ontology annotation, biological process: signal transduction; monoatomic ion transmembrane transport; regulation of membrane potential. The record is from RefSeq and is a predicted model, not a curated record. Gene Ontology annotation, molecular function: acetylcholine-gated monoatomic cation-selective channel activity; transmembrane signaling receptor activity. Gene Ontology annotation, cellular component: neuron projection; plasma membrane; postsynaptic membrane.
GGACAGCAGCACCGUACGACCCCGCGCACAGCUCACCUGGCCCCGCAGAGGUAUUUCUAUUUCCCCCGUUUUCCUGGGCGAAGAAGUGCUGACCGACGGAGAGCCCUGACGUCACCAUGCCAGGUAGAGAGUGAAGGAGGCUUUGGGUCGUGAAGAGGAGGGAGUAUUACUGGGGGUGUUGGGGUGGCCUCUCCAUCGCGGUGAACACCUUUCGGGCUCGGACGCACGCACGAUGAUGGACGCCUGGCUGCUGCUGCUGGCUCUCCUCGCCAUUGCGGGAGGAGGCCACGGGGCAGACACAGAGGAGCGGUUGGUGGAGCAUCUCCUAAACCCGGCCCACUACAACAAACUGAUCCGUCCUGCCACUAAUGGCUCCGAGCUGGUUACCGUGCAGCUGAUGGUGUCGCUGGCACAGCUCAUCAGCGUGCAUGAACGAGAGCAGGUGAUGACCACCAAUGUCUGGCUCACACAGGAGUGGCAGGACUAUCGUCUGACUUGGAUCCCUGAGGAGUUUGAUGGGAUGAUGAAGGUCAGGCUGCCCUCAAAACACAUUUGGCUGCCUGAUGUUGUGCUCUACAACAAUGCUGAUGGGGUGUACGAGGUGUCUUUCUACUCUAACGCGGUGGUGUCCCACGAUGGCAGUAUCUUCUGGUUGCCCCCAGCCAUCUACAAAUCAGCUUGUAAGAUCGAGGUCAAGCACUUCCCCUUUGACCAGCAGAACUGCACGCUGCGCUUCCGCUCCUGGACAUACGACCGCACCGAGAUCGAUCUGGUGCUGCGUGCUGACGUGGCCAGCAUGGACGACUUCACGCCCAGCGGUGAGUGGGACAUCAUCGCGCUGCCAGGUAGACGAAACGAGAACCCGGCUGACCCAACCUACGUGGACAUCACGUACGACUUCAUCAUUCGCAGGAAGCCUCUUUUUUACACCAUCAACCUCAUCAUCCCGUGCGUGCUCAUCACCUCUCUGGCCAUCCUGGUGUUCUACCUGCCCUCCGACUGUGGAGAGAAGAUGACGCUCUGCAUCUCCGUGCUGCUAGCUCUCACUGUGUUCCUGCUACUGAUCUCCAAGAUCGUCCCCCCCACUUCACUAGACGUCCCUCUUGUGGGGAAGUACCUGAUGUUCACUAUGGUCCUCGUCACUUUCUCUAUCGUCACCAGUGUGUGUGUGCUCAAUGUGCACCACCGCUCCCCCACCACACACACCAUGCCCCCGUGGGUUAAGCUGGUGUUCCUCAACAAGCUUCCUGCUUUGCUCUUCAUGCGCCAGCCAAGGAACAGCUGUGAGCGCCAGCGGCUGCGCCAGAGAAGGAGGACCCAGGAGCAGAAGGAAGGUGGGCGUAGCGGGGAAGCAGGGGCCCUGAUGGUGGGGCUCGGGCUGGGCAACGCUGGGGGGAGCGGAGGGGGGACCUCCACAGGGGUGUUCAGCAAGGAGGACAAUGAGCCUUGUACCUGCUAUGUGAACCGAGCGUCCGUUAAACAGUUUGGAGGGGAUCUGGGAGGAGCAGGAGGGUCCAUGGAUGGUCUUAACAGGGUGAGAGAGGGCAGGGACGGGGGCGCUGGAAACGUGCCGCGGGGGAAGCAGGCGGCUGGAGGACCUGCUCUGACUCAGGCCCUGCUGGCUCAAGCCUGUCCGGGCUUCGAGGAGGCCGUGGAGGGGGUUCGCUUCAUCGCCAACCACAUGAAGAGUGAGGAUGAUGAUCAGAGUGUGAGCGAGGACUGGAAGUACGUCGCCAUGGUGAUUGACCGCCUCUUCCUGUGGAUCUUCGUGUUUGUGUGUGUGUUCGGCACGCUGGGCAUGUUCAUGCAGCCACUCUUCCAGAAUUACACAGUCAAGACCAUCACCAGCUCGCCAGGCUGACCGUCGGUAGGCCGAGAACAUGCCGACCUGACAGCUCCCCCCCCCGACCAAUCAGCACAGCAGGACAAAGGCCAGAGGUGGUUUGGGGGGGGGGGGGGGGGGUGCGGGUCUGGGUUUUAUUGUGUCUCUUGAACUGAAAAACUAGAACUGGAACUGAACAGCAAUCACGCCCAUUACCUUUAUAGAAACGUUUUUGCAGCGAACAAGUGUUUUUCUUGGAUGAAGAAAAAGGAAGACACAAUCAUACUCUUACCUGCAGGUUUUUGGCCGGAUGUUUAAUGGACCGACUUCCCUUUUCUGCUGGAAAGGCCCCUCCCUGCUCUCCUCUUCAGUCAGUCAUGGAGAGAGGAUUUACUCCUCGUUUAACCUUACGCCAGCUUAUUAACACUUUCCUCUCAACGCUUUCUGCUUAUUGACACACGACAUGCCCUCCUUCAGCUUUGACAUUACACAUUCUCAAUAUCGACUGACGUCAGGGGGAGCUAAUCAGAAAGGGAAGGAUGGUUCAUAUCAAGGUUCUUGGUUUAUUUUCUUUUUUUACUUCACUACAGAACUGAUUCAGUAUAUUUUAACAUAGCAUAGCAGAUUACCACAGUAUAGCAUUAUGAAUAUAUUAUUAAGAUUUAACUAUGUGUUAGCUCAUGCAAGGGUGAAAUGCUGAUACAGAGGAUAAGGUGUGUUGUAUGAUUGUAUAGAUUAAACAAGAAUGUGAUACAAACUGUACUACACAGCCUGUGGUGCGCACACUAACACAACAUGUGUUCAAGCAACAGUUUUAGGAUAAUACAGAGAGGGGACUUUAAUUUAAGAAAAUGCCAGGUUGCAUUAUUCAGUGACAGGAUAAAGAAAUAGAUGCAUGGACAGAGUUAUGCACAUUAAGUAGAAGACAGCAGGAGCAACAGCUGCUGUGAGAUGAGUUCAGCUCCAGAGAAACUGGGGAAUCUGAGCCAAGAUGGUGGACAGGACCACCUCUAUGAUGGACAGUGGAGCAUGAUUUCCCAGAGAUGGAGCUUCCUGAGCUCAGUAGAGAUGGAGCAAAUAUCAGUGUUUGAAGAAGUAACGUGUAAAUCAAAUUAUAUUGAUUGAAUGAAGGGAAUUCUAUCAUGGAAGUGAAGCUAUUAUGUGUAUUAGUAUGUAAUUUCCUAUUUCAGUAUGUAAUGUUCUGAGCAUGUGUGUGUGUGUGUGUGUGUGUGUGUGUGUGUGUGUGUGUGUGUGUGUGUGUGUGUGUGUGUGUGUGUGUGUGUGUGUGUGUAUGCGUGCCCCACAUCCCGAUGCAUCACAUCUGCCAGAUUUAAUGUUCAGAAGACAAACUGUAUGUGUGUCCUCCCCUCCUUUCUAUUUAUAUCUGGCAACCUCUCUCCAGUUUACUCUCCUUUAUCUGGUCUUCCAUGGACAAACACAUUACUGACAUUUAGUCCAAUUAGAAUAACGGUUACCUACUAUCUCUAUUCACUACAGUAGUUUUCCUUUUCAUCACGGGCUGGCUGAUUCUUCUUAUUCCCACAAUCUUCCCAUGUUCCCUGACAACCAAGCGAGAAGCAGAAGGCCUUUUCAGGCAUGCAGGGAGUGGGGGGGGUUGAAUUAAAUUUUCAAUAAACAAGAGAGAAAUGACAAGAGGGCCAAAGCUGAGGAAGUCGCACUAGGCAAUAAGUCGCAGAUGCAAGAGGAAAAUAUAAAAGAUAUGUUAUAUUGCAAAUGUUUUUGACUAUAUAACGAGGUUGCAAACUGAAUAAAAACAGGAUAAUAUGACCAAGCAAGCACAAUGCAGAUAGCGAGGAGGAAUAAAGAGGGAAAGGCAGAGACAAAAGACUGGUAGUGGUGUUACACCAUUGAAAAGCCACUAUAAACUCUGCAGAAAUGCUGUCUAAUCCUCAGUCACUGUCUGACUGCAAGAAUCCUCAGCUCUCAAUGGUUGCGUGUCCAAGUCUGCAUCUCAGCUCUGUUCGGGCCUGGGAGCUCUCCCUUUCUGUCUCUAGACGAUGGGAUUACCCUGGGUAUUUCACAAGUGUGAAAAGCCUAUCAGAGACCUGUGAAAACUGUAGCCUGCAUGGCUCCACACUGACAAGGUGUUGCUGUCCACUCUCUCUCUUUGACCUUUCCACUCUCCUUCUUUUCUUCUCACUUCCUCUCUCAUCAUGCUCCCCCAUAUUUCACCCUUCUCCUUCCUGACUCAAAUCUGCUCCUGUGCACACCUUAACCAGUCCAA